This is a messenger RNA of Carya illinoinensis, 1457 nucleotides long. RefSeq names its product cytochrome B5-like protein. Lineage: Eukaryota; Viridiplantae; Streptophyta; Magnoliopsida; Fagales; Juglandaceae. Gene Ontology annotation, molecular function: heme binding. Gene Ontology annotation, cellular component: intracellular membrane-bounded organelle; membrane. The coding region runs from base 721 to 1077 and encodes 118 amino acids. The record is from RefSeq and is a predicted model, not a curated record. The transcript is spliced from 7 exons.
UGCUACCGUCGUGGUCUUCAGGCUUGGAGGAAGAAAUAAGUUGUCGCGUCGUCGUCGUCGUCGGGUUUGGAACAAGGAAGAGCUCUGCAUCAUCGUCUUCGGGUCUGGAAGAACUGCAGUGCCUCAUUUGGACUCUCCGAUUCGUUCGUCAAUCUGAGUCGAAGGUCCCAGUCCCCAUCACCAAGACUCAAGGUUGCCACCUCACAUGAUGAAGACGACGGAAGGGAGGCUGGUCACUUGAAGACAAAGGGAGGGGGAAUUGUGCUGAAGGACUUAAAGGGGUUGGAAUCUAGAAAAAAAAAAUGUGAAACGGAUUAAAACAAAACGCCCCGUUUCGUUUUCCACGGCGGCAACGGUUCCCCCGCGGUUUCCCCUUCCGGUUGCUUCCAGCUUUUUUCCAAAAUAAAAUACCCAAUUACCGCUUCAGCGAAACCACCGAAUACACUUGCACUCUUCUGCGCCACACCUCCCUUGCACUCCACACCGCCGCACAUCCCCAGCCCGGCGAAACUCCCCUGUCUGUCGCAGCCCUCCUGCCCCGCGAAACUCCAGCUCGUCCGAUAUAGUGUUUGCGAGUGAUCAAAAACCGCAUAUUCCUUCUUUGUUUCAGUUCCGCUUUACUCUCAAAGCCCCAAACGGGCAACUCAUUUUUUUUUUUUUUUCAAUCAAAUCUCGUCAGUCUUUACAAGAUCAGCAGUACGAGGAGCUGGUACUUGAGAUAUGAUGAUAGUUGUACUGGCAUUGAUUCUGGGGGUCUUGUUGGUAUUUCUGUUUUUGAUCCCACGAGACCGUAAAUCUGGCAGUACGAAAAAGGUUGAGUCAAAUGCUAGCAAUAAGAAGGCAUCCAACAUCUACAGUAAAUCUGACGUCGCGUUGCAUAACAAGAAAACUGAUUGCUGGAUCAUCAUCAAGGACAAGGUUUAUGAUGUUACCUCAUACGUAGAGGAACAUCCAGGUGGUGAUGCCAUCUUAGCACAUGCCGGUGAUGAUUCAACUGAAGGUUUUUAUGGGCCACAGCAUGCUACCCGAGUAUUUGACAUGAUCGAUGAUUUUUACGUUGGAGAUCUGGAGCGGUAAUCAAUCACAGCCAUCAGUUUGUGAUUUACAAGAAAAAUGUGCUUCCGAAAACAUCAUUGUUCUGUUCCCCAUUCCUGCCUUAUGGAUGACUUCUACAUUGGAGAUCUGUAGCGGUAAUUGAUUACAGCCAUCAGCCUGUAAAAUGGACAAGAGAGACGGUUUCUACUUUCAUUUAUGACCAAAAACUGGAGAUGUUUUAGUAAUUAAUUACAGCCAUUGAUUGGUAAGUUUGACAAGAUAAACGUACCUUCCAAAUAUGAUUCCUCUUGAUUUUCCUGCCUUAAACGCAAGAGUCUUGUAUUGAGUAAAUGCUCCAUCAAUUGCUUAGAUGACCUGAGCCAUCUAAUAAAAGUCUUAACCAAUGUUGUCGUUCCACUUCA